Molecule: messenger RNA, 2043 nt
Organism: Colletotrichum karsti
Lineage: Eukaryota; Fungi; Ascomycota; Sordariomycetes; Glomerellales; Glomerellaceae
Product: lim domain-containing protein
Exons: 3
Coding region: 1-2043 (680 amino acids)
Source: RefSeq, a predicted model, not a curated record
AUGGCUAUGCCACGGGAGUCGAGCUUUAUGCCGACCAUCAAGUGCUCGUCAUGUGCUCAGCAGGUCGAGAUCUCCAUGAUGGGAGAACACAUUUGCGGCGGUGCACCUCCAGAGCCCAUGCCGCCAAUGCCAGAGCGUCCAGACAGUCUCGGUUCAUACGAUCAACCUCCGCCGCUCGACAACAAGUAUGGCAGAAUGGCACCUCCCACUCUGGAUACGAGUGCAGCGAAUAUACCAUAUAUGCGACAGAGCCAGCUCACCCCAAUCAGCACAUCGACCGGAUCAAUCAGCGUUUCACCGAAGACGCCCAACAGUCAAGCUCUGGGCCGAUCAGAUGACUACUUUCAACCGCAGAUUGCCAACGACUUUGGCUCCAAUCAGCAGACUCGUCGACCUGGAGGUUAUGGAGCGUUCGACGAAGGAGAUGAAUUUGGGGACCAGAUGUACCCGACUGAGCAGAAGAAGCAGGCACCGAGUCUCCUUCAACGCAUGAACACCAUCGCACCGGGACCAUUCGAGAUGGGAAGGAGGGGAGGAGCACCACCCGCGGCCAAGCUCGCCUUGAGACCAUCGAGGAAAGAGUCGCUUACGCCCGACGACAGCUUCGGUGACCGACCGCUAACUUCGGCCUCUAACAACUCGUUCAUGUCUUCUGGGAGCAGCAACGCCGGCGGAAUCGCGCCACCAAGGCUACCGAGGAAGAACGGAUAUGGAGGAUUUGGGCCUCCGGGAACGACGCCAGACGAAUUCGAACCGGAACCUUUCCAAAGCCGAGCAGGCACCUUCCCCCGCCCCAGCGAACCUAUGGAACCACCUGCGAGAACGCCUUCGGCCCCUGGUCUUCGACCUGACAGAUUGAGCAGGCCGUCGAACGGACCUGACCACGAGAGAAAACGAUCAAUGGGACCUGAUACAUCGAGACCGCCGCCACCGAGAACAAGCCUUCUCCGGCCUACAACUGCUGGAAGGGACCGUGUGCCGCCCGUUGACCUAGCCAGCGAGUUUGGAGCAAGCAACCCGUACCACACACCUUCAGCCUCUACAUCGUCCGCGUCCGGGGCUUCAAUGUUCAGCCAUGGUCGUCAGGCGAGCUCUCAAAGCUCACAGUCUAGCGCCCCACGCUCAAGGCGAAACCCCUCCGACACGACAAACUUCGAUCAUCUGAUGAACGACAUUGAGUCGUCGAUGGCUGCCAUGUCCCCUACCAAAGACAUGGCUCCUCCACCUCCGCCGAAGCCGGCGCCGAGAGACCCUUACUCCGGUCGUCGUGGACCCUCCGAGGAUCUUCGCAACGACCCCGCUGUUCAAAGUGGACGACCUCGCCCAAGAUCACCUCUCGCCAGACCAGAUUACGAUGCUCGUGACCCCAGGGACCGCUACGACCAGGGCCACGACCGUCGUCCGAGCGAUCUGCGCAGCGUCUCAUCUCCGCCCCGCAACCGUCGGCGUGACCCUGCGACUCAACCUUCUCGAGGAAACUGCAAAUCCUGCGGCGAUCCGAUCAAGGGUAAGAGCAUCUCGUCCGCCGACGGCCGUUUGACUGGCCGCUACCACAAGGCCUGCUUUGUAUGCACGACCUGCAAAGAACCCUUUUCCUCUGCCGAGUUUUACGUCCUCGACGACAAGCCGUACUGCGAGCAGCACUACCACAAGCUCAACGGCAGCCUGUGCGGUACCUGCGGACGUGGUAUUGAAGGUCAAUACCUGGAAGACGAAGAGCGGAUCAAGUACCACGUUGGUUGCUUCCGAUGCGGUGAUUGCGGCAUGUCUCUGUCCAACGGAUACUUUGAGGUCAACGGCAAGGCCUACUGCGAACGGGACGCCUGGCGCCGCAUGCAACAGAUGACUCGGAGACCUCCGCCUGGUGGUCUCGACGUACCCGGUGGACCCGGAGGACGCGGUGGCCGACGACCGAGCAACGGGCAGUCCGGCAUGAGGCCCCCUAUCGGUCUCCCGCGCGGACAACGUGCUCCUCCCGGAGGCGGCCUUGCCCCUCCCAUGCCUCGCAUGAACAAGCGCAUGACGAGACUCGGAAUGAUGUAA